This is a messenger RNA of Dentiscutata erythropus, 303 nucleotides long. NCBI's taxonomy places the organism in Eukaryota, Fungi, Glomeromycota, Glomeromycetes, Diversisporales, Gigasporaceae. The record is from the annotation of a GenBank genome assembly.
AUGAAUGAACUUUCAAGAAAAAAGCAAGAAUGGAUAGCAAAAAAUGUUAACGUUGAUUUUGAUACCUUGAAAAUAAGCGAAGCUGCAAAGAAACUAGUGCUAUCGCAAAUAAUUACCACAUCAACUCUGUCAUUAUCACCAAGUGACAAUUCGACUGGCUCUCCAAAAGAAUCAAUAAUUAACCUACUAGAUUUUUUUAUAACUCCAUCACGUGCCAAGAAAACUCUGAGAGAAAUAAAUUCUUUAUUUUCAAAUGAACAAGUUUUUGCCAUAGACAAUACUAUUCUCCUUACGCCAGAAUGA